This is a messenger RNA of Chondrus crispus (carragheen), 1671 nucleotides long. RefSeq lists its product as hypothetical. The transcript has 2 exons. Lineage: Eukaryota; Rhodophyta; Florideophyceae; Gigartinales; Gigartinaceae. Gene Ontology annotation, molecular function: calcium-dependent phospholipid binding. Gene Ontology annotation, cellular component: plasma membrane. Gene Ontology annotation, biological process: cellular response to calcium ion. The record is from RefSeq and is a predicted model, not a curated record. Bases 1 to 885 code for a protein of 294 amino acids.
AUGCAGUCCUCCACCUUCCGCUUCUACCACCUCAAGAUUUCCGCCAAGCGCCUGCCCGGCCGCCAGCUCCGCCUGGACCCUCUCGCGGUGGUCUUCGUCGGCGGCGCGGGCCAGUGGAAUGAAAUCGGCCGCACGGAGAAGCGUCUCAACGAGUGGAACCCGAGCUUUGCGAAGUCCAUCACUCUACCCGGCGACAACGACAACCAGCGCCGCGCCCAAGUCCGCGUCGACUUCUACAACAAGGAAAUGACCGAGUCCCGCUUCCUCGGCACCUGCGAGGUUAACUUCUACGCCCUCAUCCACGCGAAGGGCACCAGCGUCGAGCUGGAACUCAACACCCCCGAGCCCGUCAAGGGCAGCCCCAGAGUCUUCCUGACCGCACAGGAGGGCUACAACCAGCCCGGCGCAGAUAGCAGCAGCCUCGUCAACUUGUCCAUGCAGCUCAUGCAGACCAACUACUACGGCGUCAGCAUGCGUAUUUACUACGAGAUUAGCCGCGCCGGCAAUGGAACAUGGGUCCCCGUGCAUAAGAGCGAGAACAUCCAGAUCGACGAGCAGGGCUGGGGGCAAUUUCCGGCCAACAAGAUCUCCAUGCAAGACUUAACCAUGGACGAGGAGAGCUGCGGCCUGCUCUUCAACCUGUACCGGUACCGCCGCCUCGGCUCGAAGAAGCUGCUGGGCUGUUUCCAGACAUCUAUACUGGAGCUAUCGCGAAAGUCAGUCGGCGAGUUUGUCCAGUUCACGCCCAACCACAAGGAGGGCCUCCUCGCCGCCGAUGUGCAAGUGCUCCACACGCAGAAGACCGGCUCCACCUACGACGUUUCGCUCAAGCUCGUCAACGUGCAGUGGAACGCCACGCUGCUCACAGAGGCCACCGUGGUAUAGGGCUUCACGAGCGCACGUCACGCUGCCCCGGCAAGUCGCUCGGCAGCCGAGUCGUGCCGCGGCGGUCCCGCGUUCACCGUGCCACUGGACACGCCAGGAAGUGAGCGGCGCGUGCGGGGCGAGGAGCGGCGCGCGGCUUGCGACAUGCGUGCGUGAUGGGCUUGAUUGACGAUCGGAGUUACGCGCUCCGCGGACGUUGAGGCUCUAGCGCAGGUUGCGAAGGGGUCUCCUGUUUAUGUUUGGGGCGGGGCAAACAUCUUCCGUUCGGCGGUGUAGACUGUGGUGAGGCGUGAACCAUAAAGAUUAUGCAAUGUACACUUGAAAGUGCAAGCGGAUAGGGCGGUUGCUUUCCGCUACAGUGAGAAACGGGGACGUGGUAGAAGUGGGGUGAUUGCAGCUCCUCCGCUCCGCGAGUGUUGUUGGAACAAACGUAAAGGCUUGACCUGGAGCCUCAUCCGCUUCCACAGCUUUUUUUUUGUCUGGUGACUCGGCACACGCAAGCAGAGUUGAAACUGGGGAUAUGCCUGCACCUGCUUACCUCUCCUCUUCAGUGACAUAACAUGCGGGAGAAAGUGCCUCAUACCAAAGGUACAGUUGGCGACUAACCUUCCUUUCCCGAGUGUCGAAUAGGUGGUCGUCACUGAUCCUAAAGGAUGGGCGCUUGCGAGAUCGCUUUCUGCUGGCGCGCGGCGGUGUAGGACUGUAGUACAGUACACCACUCUACCCCAACGGCGGGAGGUAUAUAUAGUUUUAUAGCAAGAAUCACAAAAGGUCGUUACAUGGGAA